ACAGUACCCUACGCCGCACACUUCCUCACUCUAAUCGUGGUAGUGACUCCAGGGCCCAAUCAUCGCAGGAAAAACGACACAGACUAUAUGAGCAACAAACCUUGUCCUGUGGUGGAAUACGCAGAGAGGUCGCAGUGUCUACAGGUCGAGCAGGAGUUAAUCUGCAAAGGGGGAAUAACAAGGGAAUGGAUGACAGGAAUAAGGGUGGACAUUUCUCACCUUAGGCUGAUCGAGUGGCCAGGGUUGUGCAUCCAUGCGGGCCGAGUUCAGCAGUUAUUCCCAGAGUUGCGGACCCUAGAGCUGAUCAAUUGUUCAUCCUUGGAGUUCUUUAAGGGACACUUCGGCAGCACCAGUAAGAUCCAGAAGCUGACUAUCCACGGGUCUCCUUCGCUGUGGGAGGUUCCACCAGGAUUAAUAGAUUGCAUGCCUGGACUACGCAUAUUGGAUCUCCGACGGAACGGCAUACGGCAUAUGAGAGAUGAACUACUGAGCAGACCACCAAACUUGCAAGAAGUUCAUUUGAGCGAAAACCAAUGGGACUGCAGUGAUGGUGGCCUUGACUGGCUGGCUAUGAAGGAGGAAAAUUCCACUACCAGAAAAAGGAUAGCAGACUACAAAAUAUUGGUCUGUCACCAAAAGCUGUAUAGGGGGAAACCGUUGCACGUUAUCAUGGACAUUAUCAGGACCAUGCACUUGACUUGCCCGAGCCCCUGCGAGUGCAAGAUGACGCAUGUCGUGUCCGACACGGCGGGUACAAUAAUACCCCUCAUCACGGUGAACUGUGCAGAAAGGCAGCUGGAGGCACCGCCUUCCACCUUGCCUCCGAGCUCCACGACACUCCGCCUAGAAGGCAACAAGAUAAGCUCUAUAAGGGCUAUAAUUCAAAAUCCUUUAUACAAGAAACUGGCAGAUUUGUAUUUGGAUAACAACAGCAUCCCUGCUGUCAAAGAACUGGAAGGGUCCGAGUGGUUUACAACUUUUCGUGUGCUCAGUCUCAGGGGGAACAAAUUGAAACAGAUCCCCGUGUACGCCUUCGACAAGGCGCUUCAAGUCAACAACAACAUAAUGCACGUAUACCUCGGCCAUAACCCUUGGAGGUGUGACUGCCACUUCAUACCGCGAUUUCAAGGACUGUUGCUGAAAUACAAGAGGGUAAUAGGGGACCUCCCCGACAUAAGGUGUUCCAAGUCAGACGACAAGAAAACGUCUCUGGUACAGAUAAGCACAAUGCCGCUUGGUAACGUGUGCAGCAGCGAAAUGGAGAUGCCUAUCAGCCCCAUCAACAUCGUCAAUCUGGUGCUACUCACUUUAAUUUUACUAGUUCUAGGUCGAUUCUUAUACGAUUGGCGAAAUUUCAAAACUACGGGGAAAUUGCCGUGGCUUUCUUCGAUUUUACCAUAAGUGAUACAAUGUGAUAAUAAAUACGAGUUUCAAAAUAUAGUAACGUCGUUUUUCUUCUCUCCUAUGAUACAAUAGAAAAGUUAAAUUUUGGUGCGUGCUAAGUAACUCAAAAUUUAGGGUGUAUAAGACAA
Molecule: messenger RNA, 1532 nt
Organism: Chilo suppressalis (striped riceborer)
Lineage: Eukaryota; Metazoa; Arthropoda; Insecta; Lepidoptera; Crambidae
Source: the annotation of a GenBank genome assembly